This is a messenger RNA of Cyphomyrmex costatus, 522 nucleotides long. Its product is annotated as calcium-binding mitochondrial carrier protein Aralar1. Gene Ontology annotation, biological process: L-glutamate transmembrane transport; malate-aspartate shuttle; aspartate transmembrane transport. NCBI's taxonomy places the organism in Eukaryota, Metazoa, Arthropoda, Insecta, Hymenoptera, Formicidae. Gene Ontology annotation, molecular function: L-aspartate transmembrane transporter activity; L-glutamate transmembrane transporter activity. The record is from RefSeq and is a predicted model, not a curated record. The annotation marks the transcript as partial. The transcript has 4 exons.
GCUGGAGGAUCGCAGGUCAUAUUUACCAAUCCUUUGGAGAUAGUAAAAAUUCGACUACAAGUAGCUGGCGAGAUUGCAGGAGGAUCGAAAGUUAGGGCGUGGACCGUCGUCAAGGAAUUAGGUCUUUUUGGAUUGUACAAAGGUGCUAGAGCUUGCUUUUUGCGAGAUGUGCCAUUUAGUGCAAUUUACUUUCCUAUGUAUGCUCACACGAAAGCGCGAUUGGCCGACGAAGGAGGCUACAAUACGCCAUUGUCGCUUCUUGUUUCUGGUGCGAUUGCCGGUGUACCUGCAGCAGCAUUGGUCACUCCUGCGGAUGUAAUAAAAACAAGAUUACAGGUUGUAGCUAGAGAAGGUCAAACUACAUACAACGGAUUGCUGGAUUGCGCAAGAAAAAUAUACAAAGAAGAAGGUGCUAGGGCAUUCUGGAAAGGCGCGACAGGUUUCGGCUCCUGGAUUGAGCCUCAGACAUAUUACACAGCAGUUAAUAUAUCGUUAGACAAUAAGAUCACGCAUGCAAAUUAA